CCGCAUGAGCUGGUUAAAGGGGAAACAGUCGAGUAAAUGAUAGAAAUGAGUGAUUAUUCACCGUCUCAUUGUCUGAAACACGACGAUAAAUACUUCUCCCCCAUCACCGUGUGAGGAUCUGUUUCAACGCAAGAAGACACGACACGACCUUUUUAUCCGAGCGGCGAUAUCAAACGACGAUUCAAUAAGGGGGGGGGCUGCUCACACAAUAAUCAUUUGAUUGGAGUCGCCGUGCAUGCGUGCGGUAGGCGGGACCAGGACACUCUGCAUCCCACUUUUGAAAAGAUUACUGUGAUUUUUUGUUGUUGUUGUGGGAAACACAUGAUCUUACCGCUGUGUGGAGGGAAGGAGGACGGACAAAGAGAGAGAGAGAGAGAGAGAGAAGCAGGACGAAGAGACACGGGGUCGUGACAGAGACCAGCACCGAGCGGAGACAGGAUCUGUGUGGAGAUAUUUGGAGUUGGAGCGGGAUUCUCUCUGGUCCCUGCCUUAAAAAUAAGAACUUAUCUCUCCCAGAACUUCAAACAUUGACAUCAGACGUCUACACAUUUCAAAAGGCUGAUUAUCACUGGAGCAGAUAUGAGUGAAGAUAACCCAGCUGAGACUGUGGAAACUGCUCCUGCAGAGUCAAACGCUAUUCCCAAUGGAAAAGGCCACGAACCUGGGGAGGAGAUCACAGCAUCCGCAAAGACACCCCCUGCAGCAGAUGCUGAAAAGGAAACUGUACCAAAUAGUGCCCAAAAUGCUAGUCCACACAGAACUGACAACACAGAAGCCAACCUCCCAGAGAGCCAGGAGUUCCUCUCAGGUGUUGACAACAAGAAGACCCCACAAUUUACAGAUUUUGAAGGGAAAACCUCGUUUGGGAUGUCCGUCUUCAACCUGGGCAAUGCAAUCAUGGGAAGUGGAAUCCUAGGACUGGCCUACGCCAUGGCCAACACGGGGGUCGUCCUGUUUCUGGUACUUCUAACAGUGGUGGCGGUCCUCUCCUCAUAUUCCAUCCAUUUACUGCUUAAGUUAUCUGGCAUUGUAGGUAUUCGUGCAUAUGAGCAGCUGGGCCAAAGGGCCUUUGGGACUGCAGGGAAGAUGGCCGCGGGUAUAGCCAUCACGCUGCAGAACAUUGGAGCCAUGUCCAGUUACCUGUACAUAGUCAAGUAUGAGUUUCCCUUGGUCAUCCAGGCCUUUCUGAGGGUCGACAAACCUGCAGGUGAAUGGUAUCUGAAUGGGAACUACCUUGUGAUCAUAGUAUCUAUUGCAGUUAUACUACCACUGGCUCUCAUGAAACAGCUAGGAUACCUGGGAUACACCAGUGGCUUCUCCCUGAGCUGCAUGGUUUUCUUCCUCAUUUCGGUCAUCUACAAGAAGUUCAAUACCCCUUGUCCAUUUAUGGACUUUACGUUUAAUAGCACUGCCAGUGUGCUGAAUAUCAGUGCUACGGAUCCUGGAGGGGAGAUUGAUCCUGCCUGUAUUCCCAAAAUGGCCAACCUCAACUCACAAACGGCCUACACCAUCCCCAUCCUGGCGUUCGCCUUUGUGUGCCACCCUGAGGUCCUGCCCAUCUACACGGAGCUCCGCAAUCCCACCAAGAAAAAGAUGCAGCAUGUGGCCAACAUCUCCAUUGCAGUCAUGUACAGCAUGUACUUCUUGGCUGCCCUUUUUGGAUACCUAACUUUCUAUGGUGAAGUGGAAGCAGAGCUGCUUCACACUUACAGCCGCAUUGACCCGUAUGAUACUUUGAUUCUGUGUGUGCGUGUGGCUGUGCUCACUGCUGUCACACUCACUGUUCCCAUUGUGCUUUUCCCUGUACGGAGGGCGAUCCAGCAGAUGGUGUUUCCCAACAAGACUUUCAACUGGCCCCGUCACAUCGCUAUCGCCAUCGUUCUGCUCACAUUCAUCAACCUGCUGGUCAUCUUUGCCCCUGACAUCCUGGGCAUCUUUGGGAUCAUUGGUGCCACAUCUGCCCCUUGUCUCAUCUUCAUCUUCCCUGCAGUCUUCUAUCUGCGUAUUGUACCCGAAGAAGAGGAGCCGCUGCGCUCAUUCCCCAAAAUCAUGGCUGCCUGUUUUGCUGCGAUUGGCUUCCUGUUUAUGAUAAUGAGUCUCAGCUUCAUCAUAAUUGACUGGACAUCGGGCUCCAGCAAAGCCAGCAGUGGUCACUAGGCACCACCUUCCAUUCCUUUCUGGGGUUUUAUAUUGUAGUUUCAGAUCUGUGUUGUUAUGUUACAGUUUUUAUUAUUAUAUAAUGUUUUAUGUUGGAGAUGUCCAUUCCAUAUCCAUGGGUAAGUGUUGGCCACAGAGAAGUGUAGAAUUUAGGAUGGCUCUCUAUUUCUCUGCAAAAGCAUCCUGCCAAACAGUGACUGCAGAUCAGGGCCAGUGGACAUAACUGAUUAAUUUACAAAAGAGGCCAGGCGCAUUAAGAGACGAGCUGAUAUUUGGAGCCUGUGCCUUGUGAAAUGGAUGUAAAAAAAAAACAAAAACAGAAAAGCAACAAUUUCAAAAGCUGCUGCCUUUAAACUCCUGUCCCUUAGUGGCUGUGAGCCUCUAUGCUGGUUAUUAAGACCUGCAAACUGCUUCUCAAACUAUAAUGCACAUCUGAGGCUCCUCACUUUGAAAUGCUCAAUGAUAGAAAUGUAUUGAAUCAUAGAUAAUACUUUUAUGGUUAUAUUUCUUCUUAUUAUUAUUAUUCUAAGUUAUUUGAAUAACUACAUCGUUUCCAUUCUGUGCAUCUGCAGAGGAAUGUGAAGGCUCAAGUUAUAGCACAGGAGGAAAGAAAAGCUAAAGGAGUAGUUUGACAUGUUUGGGGACAGGUGAGGAGAUUGAUACCACUCCAGUGUCUGUACAGUCAGUGUAAGGCUACAGCUUGGAGCUGGUGAGCUUAUCUUAGCUUAAAGGCAGGGAAAUGUUGAACUGUUCCUUUAAGGUAUGCAGCCUUUAACUGCUAUUCCACUGAAUUGUGUUGCUGCUGGGAGGAGUCACAUCCUCAGACAGUAUGUGGUUUAGUGUUGUGAGCACAUUAGAGUAACAUUCCCACAUAUGACCUUGAUGUAUAUUUUAUUAUUAUUCAAUAUGAAAACCUCAGAAGAUGCAGUAUGGACUGAAUAAGAAAUCCUCACAAAGGUCUUUCUGAGGCGAUGAAUAUGAGAUGGAUGUCCAGAUAAAUACAUAACAGCUUAUAUUAUUCCGUGUUUUUUAUUCAGUAUUACUGUGCAAAGGAUGGUGAUAAAUGGUACUCAAGACCUCAUUAGUUAGACUGGACUGAUCAAAGUGAUAAUUGUAAUGACAAAGAUACCGCUUGGUGUUCAUCAUGGUCAUUGGUGAGGAUUUUCGCCUGAAAGAUUUAAUGUGUUGUUUCUGAACAUUAACUGUAAGUAAUCAGAGAUAACCAAAACAUGUUUUUUUUUU
Molecule: messenger RNA, 3399 nt
Organism: Labrus bergylta (ballan wrasse)
Lineage: Eukaryota; Metazoa; Chordata; Actinopteri; Labriformes; Labridae
Product: sodium-coupled neutral amino acid transporter 3
Biological process (GO): asparagine transport; histidine transport; amino acid transmembrane transport
Cellular component (GO): plasma membrane
Molecular function (GO): L-glutamine transmembrane transporter activity; L-asparagine transmembrane transporter activity; L-histidine transmembrane transporter activity
Source: RefSeq, a predicted model, not a curated record